Messenger RNA from Brassica napus (rape), 6835 nucleotides. RefSeq names its product disease resistance-like protein DSC2. Lineage: Eukaryota; Viridiplantae; Streptophyta; Magnoliopsida; Brassicales; Brassicaceae. Gene Ontology annotation, molecular function: ADP binding; ATP hydrolysis activity. The transcript is spliced from 5 exons. Bases 141 to 3722 code for a protein of 1193 amino acids. The record is from RefSeq and is a predicted model, not a curated record. Gene Ontology annotation, biological process: defense response; signal transduction.
UCCUCUCCACUUUUGUCUUUCUUCUCUAUUUACUUUUGUCUUUGGAAACAUUUUUGAGGCUCUGUGUCAUCGUUGUUAUUUCUCUCUUUUGCUGAAAUCAUUGCGAUUCUUUUCUUCAGUUCAUUGCGUGCUCUCUACUCAUGGCUUCUCUGUCUCGCACUUUGAAACAUGAUGUCUUCCCGAGCUUCUGUGGACGAGACGUGCGCAAAACCUUUCUUAGUCACCUUCUGAAAGAGCUCAAAAGCAAGGGAAUCCAAACUUUCAUAGAUGACGAGAUUGAUCGAGGCCAACGUAUCGGUCCCGAGCUCGUACUAGCGAUCAGAGAGUCAAGGGUUGCCAUUGUCUUGCUCUCCGUUAACUACGCUUCUUCAAGCUGGUGUUUGGAUGAGUUAGUGGAGAUCAUGAAAGGCAAGGCAGAGGAUCAAGAUGAGUUGGAGGAAAUCAUGGAGAGGGAUCAACAAAAAGUGAUGACCAUUUUCUACGAAGUGGAUCCAUCUGAUGUUAGGAAGCAGACCGGAGAUUUCGGGAAAGCCUUUGAAAAAACCUGUGUGGGGAAAGAAGAAAAGGUCAAGGCAUGGAGGGAAGCUUUGGAGGGUGUCGCCAAUAUAGCUGGUUAUGACUCUCGGAGAUGGGAAAACGAAGCUGAUUUGAUCAACAAAAUUGCCGUUGAGCUUAUGAUUGUAUUGGGUUUUACACCAUCAAAAGACUUUGACGACUUUGUUGGCAUAGGAGCUCGUAUCAUAGAGAUAAAAUCCAAGUUCAUCCUACAAUCAGAAGAAGUUAAGGUGAUUAUGAUGGUGGGUCCUGCCGGGAUUGGGAAGACGACCACUGCCAGAGUUUUAUACAACCAACUCUCUCCUGGUUUUCCAUUCAGCACUUUUUUGGAGAAUAUCAGAGGAAGUUAUGAGAAGCCUUGUGGUAACGACUAUCAGUUGAAGUUGCGUUUGCAGAAAAAGAUGUUGUCUCAAAUAUUCAACCAAAGUUAUAUUGAGGUUGGUCACUUACGAGUGGCUCAAGAAAAGCUGAGUGACAAAAAAGUGUUGGUUGUUCUUGAUGAAGUGGAUAGCUGGUGGCAACUCGAGGCAACGGCAUACCAGCGCGGAUGGUUUGGUCCCGGGAGUAUUAUUAUCAUUACAACCGAAGAUAGAAAACUUCUCAAGACACUCAGAUUGGGAAUCGAUCAUAUCUACGAGAUGAAAUUUCCAACUAGCGAUGAGUCUCUUCAGAUCUUCUGCCAAUAUGCUUUCGGUCGAAAGUCUCCAGAUUAUGGUUUUGAAGAGCUUGCUAAGGAAGUUACUUGGCUUGCUGGUGAUCUUCCUCUAGCCCUGAGAGUCAUGGGAUCUUAUCUACGAGGUAUGUCCAGGGACGAGUGGAUAGAGGCACUACCAAGGCUCAGGUCUAGCCUUGAUAGAGAAAUUGAAUCAACUCUAAGAUUUAGCUACGACGGGUUAAGUGAUAAAGAUCAAGCUCUUUUUCUACAUAUUGCAUGUUUCUUUUCUUGUUCCCUCUGGAAGGUUGAUAGUGUUAAGAGGUGUCUUGCAAACUGUGGUCUGGACGUCAACCAUGGACUUCAAGUCUUAGCUGAUAAAUCUCUUAUAUAUAUAGUUUACAAGGGAUGCGUAGAGAUGCAUAGUUUACUUCAAAAAAUGGGUAGAGAAAUUGUCAAGAAACAGUCUUUGGAGGAGCCUGGAAAGCGACAGUUCUUGAUGAAUACCACGGAAAUUUCUGAAGUACUUGAAAAAAGCACUGGUACUGGAAAAGUCAUAGGCAUAUAUUCCCAUUGCGGUGGGAACUUCCAAAUAAGUAAAAGAGCUUUCGAUGGGAUGAAUAAUCUCCAGUUUCUAGCAAUACUCUACGAUGGUCCCUUAUGCAUGCCCGAGGGCCUCAACUGUUUUCCCGACAAACUCAGAUUUAUACGUUGGCCCUGCUGUCCAUUGAGAUUUUGGCCUUCCAAGUUCUUUGGCAAGUUUCUUGUCAAACUAAUCAUGCCAGAUAGCAAAUUUGAGAAGCUUUGGGAGGGAAUACAACCUCUCCAUUGCCUCAUGCUGAUGGAUUUGAGUUCCUCAUGGCGUCUGAGAAAGAUUCCAGAUCUCUCAAAAGCAACGAGUCUCGAGAAAUUAGAUCUCAGUGACUGCAGAAGUUUGUUGAAGCUCACAAGCUCUAUUGGCAGUGCAGCUGCGCUUGAGCUACAUCUGAGGUAUAGUGCGAUAGAGGAAUUGCCAUCAUCAAUCAGCACCAAUCUAGGGGUAUUGGAUAUUACAGGGUGUAAAAUCAUCAAAGACUUCCCAAAUGUUCCUGACAGUAUUGUAGAGUUGGUGUUGAGUGAGACAGGUAUAGAGGAGGUUCCUCCAUGGAUUGAGAACUUAUUUCGUCUGCGUAAACUAGAUAUGCAUGGAUGUGAGAGGCUGAAAAUUAUAUCUCCAAACAUUUCUAAGUUGGAGAAUCUUGAGUUUCUUGCUCUGAGUAACGUUUACCGUUGGGUGGAGGAUCUUGAUUUCUUCUUUCAAAAAAAAGAGUAUUGCGAUUUUGCCAAUUACGAUGAAGCAAUAAUCAAGUGGGGGUCUGAAAUGAAGCGACGUUGGAGACUAGAAACAGACUUCGAUUUUGACUACAUUUUGCCGAUAUGUCUACCCGAAAAGGCUCUUACAUCUCCAAUAUCAUUACGUUUCAGCCAUAAACGUUUCACGACUAUUCCAGACUGCAUCAACCAUCUUUCCGGACUAACUAAGCUUGACAUCACACAAUGCAGAAAUCUCGUAGCCCUUCCCCCACUUCCAGGUUCCCUUCUAUCUAUUGAUGCACACGGUUGUGGAUCCUUGGAGAGUAUAGACUCCUCCUCUUUUCAAAAUCCAAACAUUCGCCUAAAAUUUGCUAAGUGCUUCAACCUGAAUCAAGAAGCGAGAAGGCUCAUCCAGACAUCAGCUUGCAAAUAUGCGCUCUUACCUGGUGAAGAAGUGCCUGCACACUUCACUCACCAAGCUACUUCAGGCUGCCUAACGAUCAAUAUGGCUCCAACACCUCUUCCAUCAUUCUUGAGAUUCAAAGCUUGCAUCUUGCUGACAAAUGAUGGCGAUGAUGAUGAGGAUGAGAAUUCGUUGAUAUCUUGUCGCGUCAGUGGUAAACAGAAUGGCCACACUGUCCAAUAUGGAUCAAACCAGGUCCACCAUAUGCCAUAUCUCGAUGGCCAAGCAGAGCAUCUAUAUAUAUUUGAAGAUUCGUUCUCUCUAAACCAGGAUUUUCCUGAAGCCGAAGAAGCCACUUUCAGCGAACUUUUUUUCGAGUUCAGAAUCCAUAAUACAGCCUGGAAAGUCAAAGGAUGCGGUGUAAGACUAUUGGAGGAGGUCGUCCCUCAAUGUAUUCUUGACGGAAAAGAAACUGAAGACGAAGAAUGUAGGGGCAUAAACAUAGAGGCAAGCAAUGAAAAUGCAGGUGGAGAGGAUAAAGAAAAGGAAGAUGAUGAUGAUGGUGGUGAAGGUGCUGAAGAUGAAGUGGAUGAAGGUGUUGAUGCUGAGGAGGAUAUAGAUGGUAAUGACGCUGUUUUUUCUAAUGCAGGAAUCGACAUAAACAUAGAAGCAAACAAUGAAACAGAAGAAGAAGAAGAAGGAGAAGAAUCUGGAAUUGAUGAGGAUUCAGAGACAAUGAUCAGGAAACGAAAGAGUUUAGGCCUUGGCUUGUCUGAGAACUCGUUGAUAACGAUGAUGAAGAGGAUGAGAAUUCAUUGAUGCUAGUGUCUUGUAGUAGGGGGUAAACAGAAUAGCCUCAGUGUCUCAUAUGGAUCUAACCAGCGCGAUAUGCCUUAUCUAUAUGGAUACGAAGAAGAAUCAGGACGUGAUGAAUGAGGAUGCAGAGAUGAGGAGCAUGAAACGAAUGAGGUUAAGCCUUGUGUAGGUAUUGUAAAAUUGUCAUGUUGUUAAGCCUUGUGUAUGGGUUAUUUAGGAUAUGAAGUUGCAUGAUUUAGGUUCAGUAAAGGAAAGAUUGAUUGCAGGAUCUUAAAGGUUUUGUUAGUUCUUGAUGAUGUGUUGAUAAUAAACUAGAACAAUGUGUGGCUUCAACACGGGUGGCAGACGAGAGUAAACAGGGGACAUUUACGAAGCUUGCUAAGCAAGGAUCAGAUCAUGCAGUGACCAAACGCAGAAGCUGUUUUAUAAGUGGCUCAAGAGAUCCGGUACUGGUGAAGAGGCACAAUGGGUUGAAUGUAUCACCAAAAUCAGGUCUUGUUGAUACAUAAAAAAAUCUUUUGUUUUUGAAAACUUACUCUUGCUUACAUUGUAUAUACAAUAACUUGAGAGGGACUGAGUUUUGCUACUCUUAAGUUCAUUUUGUUGUUGUUUCUGAUUCGUAUCUCUCGGCUACUGCUACGAUCAAAGAUACAUAAUAUUGAAAGCUUUAAAGGAUUACAAAACAGGUGCUGUGUAAUUUAGGGAUAUAAACUGUAAACAUUGACAUUUAAAGAUAAGUGGAGAUGAUUCAUGUCGCUCUAUUUAGAUUGUCUACAAUUAAGAUUUGAGAAGACGAGUUUAACUUCAAAUGUGAACAGAAGGCAAAAAAGUAAACGUUCUUUAUGUGCAAAGCGUAUCUCAACUCUCAAGUAUCAGAAGCGUAUCUAUCAAUCAUCAUCAUUUAUCAAGAUCUGUAUCUUACCUUUCCAACUAAAAACAAUAAGAUCUUUAUUAACCUUUAGCUUCUACUCAUGGCAGAUUCUUCAUCUUUGUUGUUGCAGUCUUGCCACUGGAGACACCAUGUGUUUCAAACUAUAUAGACAAUGAUAUCAAGAGAAGCCAAACUAUAUAAACUAUCAGAGAAUCUAGGUUUGCGGUUGUAGUGUUGUCGAAGAGAUAUGCAUCUUCAAGUUGGUGUUUGAAUGAUUUGGUGGAGGUUAAGGAAUCUAGCAAGAAGAUCUGCGGAGAAUUUGGAACAGCAUUUGAGGAAGCAUGUCAAGGCAAACCAGAGGAUGUGAAGCAGAGAUGGAGAGAAAGCUUUGGUAUAUGUGGUUAAUAUAGCCGCAGAGAGUCUUCUAAUAUAGCCAGCUGUUGUAUCCGUGCAAUGCUUCGGAAGGAAGAAGACAGCAGUUGCCGUAACCCACUGCUAACGCGGGUGUGGCCUGAUCAAGUUCAACGGUUGUCCAACGGUUGAUCAAGUUCUUCUCCUAGGGAAGCACCGCUUCGCAGGUGUGGACACGAGGAUACGAGUCAAGGGUGGUGGUCACACUUCCCAGGUCUACGCCAUUCGUCAGAGUAUCGCCAAGGCGCUGGUUGUAUGUUGAUGAGCCUUCGAGGAAGGAGGUUAAAGAUAUUCUUAUUCCUUAUGAUAGGACUCUUCUUGUGGCGGAUCCGAGGAGGUGCGAGCCAAAGAAGUUUGGUGGUCGUGGUGCUCCUUCUCGUUUCCAGAAGAGUUACCGUUAAUCUUGGUUUGUUUUGUUUUCAGUUUUAUGCUUUGUUUUGGUAAUGGAUAUGCUCGAAGAAUACAUGUUUUGCUAUGUUUGCUGUCGGAAAGCUUUAGUAUUUUUUUCUCUGUUAUUUCUUGUCCUGAGAUGUAUGGCAUUGGCAUAGUUGGUUCAAUGGUUAGGUUUUAUGAGAAUGUCGUGACUAGUUGUCUAGUAUAGAUAGCUAAGAUAUAACUGAUCAAACAUCUGGAAACAGGUGAUUUUGUCAUUUUAAGUUUCUUAAUUUGUAGCUUUUAGUGUAGGCUUUGCUGUCGAGUAGAGUAGCUUGUGAGCUCAGACUCUAUGAUGUAGUUUACAUGAUUACAAGGCUUUUGUUGAUGUUGGUUUAUGUGUAAGCACGCCAGAUGUAACAGAGGAAUGAGCUUUUGUUGAUGUUGGUUUACAUCUAUUCUCAGAAUGGCUCAUAUUAUAGAUUAUGGAAAGUGAUCAUACUUAUUAGAGGCUUUGUACAAUACUUAUACACGUUAGAAGAGAGUACUAGGUCUUGACUAAUUACACAUAAUAAGGAUAUCAACUAUCUAUUUAUUUAUAAAUGUUGAUUAUUGCUGUUCCUAUCCGAGGGAAAAGCUAAAGAAACGUAUGAGAAUAAGAAAAAUGUUAGGAGAAAUUCGUAAUAAAUGGGAAGUUGAAGGAUUACAAAUUUAUUAAAGUAAACAUCGUUGAAUCUUCCUUCCAUGAGUCUUCCUCUCCACUCGUCUUUGGUUGGACUCUUUUCUGUGGUUCUGUGUCUUCGUUGAAACUUCCUCUCCACUUGUGUCUUCUUUUUCUUCUAUCUACUCAGAAUAGCCUCAGGGUCUCAUAUGGAUCAAACCAGCGCGAUAUGCCUUAUCUAUAUGGAUACGAAGAAGAAUCACGACGUGAUGAGGAUGCAGAGAUGAGGAGCAUGAAACAAAUGAGGGUAAGCCUUUUGUAGGUUCUGGAAUUAUGAUCAUCGUGACCAAGGAAAAUAAACAGCUUCUGAGAGCUCAUGGGAUCAAAGCCUGCAUACAAAGCUCUCCUACGUGGCAGUCUUUGAAGCAGGGAUAUUAUUGUCUUUUUCAGCCAUUGAUUCUAACAAUCAGGCUCUGAUAGAAUGUUAUCCAUCAGAGAGAGCAGUCUAGCGAUCAUGUGCGGACUGAACACGGGUGACAGAAACAGAGCAAGGAUCAAAUCGUGAAGUGACAAAAGCAGAAGCGGUUUUACACUGGCAUGGCUCAAGUGUUACAGUAAUGGUGAAGAGCCACAAAGGGAUGAAUGAAUCACCAAAAUCAGAUCUUAUUGAUACAUAAAAAGUAGUUGUUUUUUUUUGCUAUCAUCAUAUUCAUAUAUGAAUUUUGUUGCAUGGAUGUAGAAUUGAAAACAUGAAUUUAUUUAUUGUUUCCAUGUUGGAAUACUUCAAACGAAUUAGCUUGA